This is a messenger RNA of Corticium candelabrum, 324 nucleotides long. RefSeq lists its product as uncharacterized. The coding region runs from base 1 to 324 and encodes 107 amino acids. The transcript has 4 exons. The record is from RefSeq and is a predicted model, not a curated record. Lineage: Eukaryota; Metazoa; Porifera; Homoscleromorpha; Homosclerophorida; Plakinidae.
AUGUCAGGACUUCACCUUCCUCCAUCAUUUCUACUCAAGUACCAAGCAUGCUGUGAAUUUAAUGCAAUCACCGAAGCAACAAGACGAGAGCUACGAGAGAUAAGAGUUGCUAUGAUGUCUCCUAGACUUGUAAGAACAGAGUUUCAAGGCACAAUUAAUGCUAGGAGAUAUAGGUCUAAAGGAGAGCAAAUUUUUACUUCCCAUGAACAGGUACUUGAAGCUGAUGAUAUAGCUUCACUAGUCAUAGCAAUUCUUCAGACUCCUCUUCAUGUUACCAUACAGAUUCAUGACAUCCUUGUACAGCCAACAACAUUAGUAUUUUAA